UGGCCAAAACAAUCAGGUGACAUCAAACGAGGAAAGCCACGCACUUCACUCCCACGAGGAAACCUAACACGGGGUUCAGACUUCACAGUUGCAGAAAGCUUCCGUCUUUCACACUGUUCUUUUUCUUUGUCAAUGGAUUUUCACUCAGAACCAUUUUGCAACUGAGGGAAAUUAAUGGGGGUGGGGGGAAAUUUCUGGGAUUUGCUAAAGCCAUACGCACGAGACGAAGGUUUGGAUUUCUUAAGGGACAAGCGAGUCGCCGUGGACCUCUCCUUCUGGAUCAUCCAGCAUCAGACUGCUAUCAAGGCCCAUGCUCGGAAACCCCAUCUGCGACUCACCUUCUUUCGCACUAUCAAUCUCUUCUCCAAGUUUGGAGCAUAUCCAGUCUUCGUGGUAGAUGGGACCCCAUCGCCGUUGAAAUCGCAAGCUAGGAUUUCAAGAUUUUUCCGUUUUUCUGGCAUUGAACUAACAGAUUUUCCGGUGGGUGAAGAAAGUGUUCCCGUUGAGAGGAACCGUGAAUUUUCAAGACGUGUUAAAGAAUGUGUGGAACUUGUUGAGCUACUCGGAAUGCCUGUACUAUAUGCUAAAGGAGAGGCAGAAGCACUCUGUGCCCAAUUAAAUAGUGAAGGUUAUGUGGAUGCUUGCAUUACAUCUGACAGUGAUGCAUUCCUAUUCGGUGCGAAAUGUGUCAUAAAAGCUUCUGCUCUAAUGCUAAAGUAAGAAGCGUUUGAAUGCUACAAUAUGGAAGAUAUUGAAUCUGGUCUUGGGUUGAAGAGGAAACACCUCAUAGCUAUUUCUCUUCUUGUUGGAAAUGAUCAUGAUUUAACAGGUGUUCAAGGGAUUGGGCUUGAUACGGCUCUUCGUUUUGUUAGUUGUUUUAGUGAAGCAGAUGUAUUGAAUAGAUUGCAAGAGAUUGGCAAUGGGAAAGUUUCUCCCACCGGCAUUAAAUCUGCUGAAGAUUGUGUUGACAUGGAUGGGAACUUUCCAAGCCAUAAACAGCUUCACUGUUCCUUUUGUGGGCAUCCAGGCAGCAAAAGAGAUCAUAUGAAAUCUCCUUGUGAAUUUUGCAGUGCAAAUGAUAAUGAAGGUUGCUUGAGAAAACCAGAGGGUUUUACUUGCGGUUGCCCUUCCUGUGAUAUGCUUAGGAAACGAAAGGCACAGAGAAGGAUGGAAAAUUGGCACACAAAAAUUUGUCUCAAGAUUGCAAAGGAGCCCAAGUUUCCCAGAGAUGAAAUCAUUGAAAUGUACUUCUGCAAUGACAAUGGUUGCCACUCUGCAAGUGAUGGUCCUUGCAUCUCAUGGAGUAGACCAAAGAUUGAGAUGCUGAUAGAUUUUUUAAACUUUCAUCAGCAUUGGGAUCCGGCUUACAUUCGAAAGCAGAUUUUUCCUAUGAUGUCUACCAUCUUUUUGAGAGACAUGGCUAAUACUCCUGUAGAAAGUCUCGUAUUUGGGACAUUUGAGUUUGAUUCAAUACAACGUGUGAAGAUAAGAUAUGGAUAUCAAUUUUAUGUUGUCAAGUGGAAAUGUGCAGUUGGCAACAUUAGUUGUACAGUUCCAUCACACGAAUCUAGCAUGCAACAAGCAGAUGGUAGUGAGAUUGAUGAUUUUGUGGAUCUACUAGAUGAUUCUAGUGUCUCUGAUAUGAGUGAUGGUUGUAGCUUCCUAUUGACAGAUGAAAAUAUGGAUCUUGUGAGGGCUGCAUUUCCAGCAAAAGUUGAAGGGUUUUGGCAAGAACAGGAAUUGAAGGGAUUGAAAAUAAGAAAAGCUUCUACCCCGCAAUCUCUAGAGAAUGAGAAUUCAUCACCAUUGAACACAAGAAGCACUCAACUAAGCAUUACAAAGUUCUACCGCUCAGUGAAAACGCAAAAUCAUUCAAAACAGGAAGAGGCAUCUGAUAGCUUUGAUAACCUUGAUGGUGGGACCUCAAAAGGGAAAAGAACGAUGUCCAGUCCAAAUCUAACGAAAUCAGCGAGGCGUCGCCUUUUAUUUAAGUAGAUAUGUUAAACUUUUGGAUCUCGAGUCCUGAAAUGCUUUUGGAAAAUGUUGAGGCAACAAGAGUUUGAACAUAGACUGGCGUGUUAGUAUGGUAUUAGGUUUCUUUUUUGCAUGUCUAGGGUGGGUCUUCAGAGGUGAGAUAACUUCUUAUGUUAUUAGCUUCUGUUUCUUUCCAUUCAUGUAUAAAUCUCAUUUUCUUUUCUGUAAAUUGCGGUCUUUCUUAGUGUUGAGUUCUUGUGUUGUGUGGCUAGAAUUUCAAUUUAGAUUAUGUUGUCUUAUA
This is a messenger RNA of Prosopis cineraria, 2275 nucleotides long. RefSeq names its product flap endonuclease GEN-like 1. Lineage: Eukaryota; Viridiplantae; Streptophyta; Magnoliopsida; Fabales; Fabaceae. The record is from RefSeq and is a predicted model, not a curated record. Gene Ontology annotation, molecular function: 5'-flap endonuclease activity. The transcript is spliced from 8 exons. Gene Ontology annotation, biological process: pollen development.